CCUGAAGCCUGAACGAGAGCACUGCGAAGGAAAUACCGGUAUCAUACAGCUUUCUCAAUAGACGCACCGUGAUAUUCUGACAACCAUCAUCAGCCGUGAAAUACGCACCCUGUUCCUUUCAGUCCUUCCAACACCAUAUCUCUAUCUCGUAACCAAAGUUACCAAACGUUCAAGUUCAAGCUCCCAAAAAUGCCACCUCCACCCCCAGAACCCGAGAUAGACGCAGAAGACGGGACAACGUCAUGCUGCGCACCACUAACUCCCCUCCGCCAGCCAGUUGAUGUUGCCGAGAUGAGAGACCGUGGACUCCUCACCAAUGCGUUCUGCCUCCCACCCCUAUUCGGCCCGCUGCUGUUGGACAAUGAACAGAGCGACUGCCGGGACCACUGCACCAACGAACGAACCUUCCUCUCCUACCUGCGCCUCUCCAUCUACAUGUCCAUCGUCGCGGUAGCCAUUGUGCUCUCUUUCCACCUGCGCAAGACGGCCUCCGACAUUGAGUUGCGCAUGGCCAAGCCGCUCGGGGCUAUCUUCUGGGCGCUCUCGGUGUGCUGUUUGGGUGUAGGGGUGGCUAACUACACCAGAACCAUCAACCAGUAUAGCCGCCGAGCAGCGAUUGUGCAGAGCGGGUGGAGGACGCAAGCCGUCAUGGCAGCGAUAGCGCUGUGUAUUGUUGGGUCGUGUGUGACGCUCUUGGUUAUCAACAAACUGAACGAGAAUGCCGAUGUAUGAUUCGGCAUCCCGUCCAUGAUAUUUUCGCUUCAACGUACUAGAUAUGUACAGUACACCUGGGAAAUCCAGAUCCCCUAGUCCUGAGCUGCUUCCGUGAAUAUGGACAUAUCGUACAAGAAAACCAGUAGAACACAGGGCGAUACGACGCGGCCGACCCGACAAGAAAACCAUACCAUACAGCAUCCCACAACUGGUAACCUAAUCCUUCAUAAUUCAUCUUUCAAGCAGAACAAAUCCGCCAUAGUUGUCUUCGGCACGAGGUCCUCGGGCCUCAGCGCUUCGCAUCCCCCCACCGCACUUCUGAAUGCACUCGCGUACCCGGCAGCGACAUUGUCCAGAUCGUGGAGGUCGCUUGACCUUCCAUCCCAAAGCAAAAGCGGCAUCCGGUUGAACGGGGG
Molecule: messenger RNA, 1130 nt
Organism: Canariomyces notabilis
Lineage: Eukaryota; Fungi; Ascomycota; Sordariomycetes; Sordariales; Chaetomiaceae
Exons: 5
Coding region: 190-732 (180 amino acids)
Source: RefSeq, a predicted model, not a curated record